Molecule: messenger RNA, 4479 nt
Organism: Gasterosteus aculeatus aculeatus (three-spined stickleback)
Lineage: Eukaryota; Metazoa; Chordata; Actinopteri; Perciformes; Gasterosteidae
Gene: rtn4rl1a
Product: reticulon 4 receptor-like 1a
Cellular component (GO): plasma membrane
Molecular function (GO): protein binding
Source: RefSeq, a predicted model, not a curated record
CCUCGCAGCUCUCCGGUAUCGGACUCAGUGGACGCACCGACUCACACGGACGAUCCGCGCUCAGCGCAUUUGAGACUCCUGCCGACCCGCGACCCGGAGGACACCGUGGAACUUUCCUCCGGCUUUGGGGGCCGCUCUCGACGGCACACUUAAACGCUUCAAUUCGAUUGGACAUGACACAAAGUCACAAGGCUGAUUCCUCGUAUUGAUUCCCAAACGCCAGAUGGCGGUGAGUUGAAAUACCGACGAGACACACCGGAGUGUGUUGGGACGGAACCGGGCGCUUUUCUCCCCACUUCGCUCAUAACAACAACACGGUUAUUUAAAAAAAACAACAACAACUUGUUUUCUACCGCUGGCGGACCUUCUAUUUAAAGAAUCCUCCGCAUCCCUUUCUCCUUCCCCUCACCACCUCCUCCUCCUCCUCCUCCACCCGUCUCCACUUGAUAAAACAACAGUCUGCAGCCCGGCUGCCUGGCGGCGGUCAGAGGGGAUCAGAACCACAGUUUUCUUAGGCAGCAGCCCGGGAUCGGACCCCUCACCGGGAUGCUGCUCCAGCGCAGACUCCACUAGACGGUCCAAGAGCCGCUGCCAACAUGUUCACGCGAGGUUAUGGUGGGGUGGAGUUACUGCUGGUGCUGUGUGGCCUGGAUCUCUCUUCGCCUUGCCCUCGCCACUGCAUCUGCUACAACUCUCCCAGCACCGUCUCCUGCCAGGCCCACAACAUCCACACCGUGCCUGAGGGCAUCCCUGCCCAGAGCGAGCGCGUCUUCCUGCAGAACAACAAGAUCCAGCGGCUGCUUCGCGGCCACUUCUCGCCCACCACCACCAUGCUGUGGCUUUACUCCAACAACAUCUCCUACAUACAACCCUCCACCUUCCACGGAUUUGAUCGCCUGGAGGAGCUGGAUCUCGGGGACAACCAGCACCUGCAGGCCGUUGCCUCGGACACCUUCCUGGGUCUCGGGAGGCUACACGCGCUGCACCUCUACCACUGUGGCCUGGUCACUCUGCCUGCAGGCAUCUUUGCGGGCCUCAAUAAUCUCCAGUAUCUCUACCUACAGGACAACCAGUUGGAGUUCCUGGAGGACGACCUGUUCAUCGACCUUCUGAACCUCAGUCAUCUCUUCCUUCACGGGAACAAGCUGUGGAGCCUUCGGCAGAACACCUUCCGUGGUCUGGGAGUCUUAGACCGCCUACUUCUGCACCAGAACCGAAUCCAGUGGGUGGACCGCCAAGCUUUCCAUGACCUGCGACGCCUCACCACCCUGUACCUGUUUAAUAACUCCCUCACUGAGCUAUCUGGAUCCAGCUUGACUCUACUGCCGGCCCUGGAGUACCUGCGACUGAACGGCAACCCGUGGGAGUGUGAUUGCAAGGCGCUGUCACUUUGGGAUUGGCUGCGCCGGUUCAGAGGCUCCACCUCAUCUCUGAUGUGCGUUUCACCCCCAGAAAUGGCGGAGAAGGACCUGAAGACGCUGAAGAAAGAGGAGCUGCCCAGUUGCCUGGCGGCUGAGGGUCGUCCGCACGGCGACCCGGGUGGGGAGAUGGACCACGGAGAGUCUUUGAACCACCUGAAUCGUCACAGAAACCAUCACACCCACCAUCAGCGACCGUACUUGCCCCACGGGGAUCAGUACAGCUUGCCUUCACCCUCGCCCCUACCGCGGCCCCCGAAGGGAGGCCGCAGAAACUGCACCCGUCGGGGCCGGAAAGUGAAAGGGGGGCUGAAUGAGGUGCAGGUACUGCGGGAGGGGAGUGAGAAAGACUAUACUGCAGAUGGAGGUAAAUACGAUCCGUCUGGAACUGCGAGGAGGAAGAACAAGUGCAUCCCCAGAACUUCUGUCGGCCCACCGAGUGGGGUCCAGAGAGCCACUAAUAACGCCGGGUCACACUUUGCAGAUUUCUGUUUACUAACAGCUCUGCUGCUGACACACUCAGCUCUGUCAUCCUACGCCGGGGCAGGAAUCGCACACUAUUCUGCUGGGGAUCCCACCUUGUGAUUCAUUCUCCCGACCCACAGUGUCCUGGCUCUUUGAAUGAAGCAUGUGUGCAUAACUGUGCAUAACUGUGUGUGUACAUGACUGCUUGUAACGAAUAUUGUCAAAUAUCUAUGUCAAAGUAUCCCUCCUCUAUUAAGGGAGGAACAUCCAUGGGUCAUUUACAAAACAUGGGAAAACAGGGAAAACUAUUUAGCAUAUUGCUUUGAUGAUGUCACAGAGGAAAACAUCAGGAAAUCUUAACAUUUUGUCAUUGUGGCAUCGAUUGAUUCACUUAAUGCAUCUUAUUCUGGUAAAAAGCAAAAAAUUACAGCUACAUAAAAACAACAAGCCAACUCAACUCAUUCAAGUGACAGCGAAAGACGCACAAUAAGGAUCGGAACAGUUCAGGGUUCUGCUUCUACGUUUAGUCCUCUGCACAAUAAUUCUCUCUCAGUCUGACUUCAUCUCAUUCAUAACUGUCACACUGCUCACUCAUCAGCACCUUAGGAUCCAGAAGCAAGAUGCUAAAUAUACAAGUGGCAUCAUCGUACUGCUACAGCAGUAACAAAUACAAUCACUGUAUAUCCAGUAAUAAGAGAUUUGACUUGCAUGUCUCACUAGGAGGUGAACAUACUUUAAUGCACAUCUUGACCUUAAAAGAUGCCUGUUGCAGGAUCCUUGCCACAAAUCUACUUAAAAGCCAUUCAGAACCAACCUUUCAUUGUAAAGAGACAAAUCGGUCACAGUCAGUGUGAAUGAGUUGGGGAAAGAUCGUCUCUGUAACUGUAUUGUUUGAGUGUGCGUCCACUUGAAAAACGACAAAAAAACUGAAGCCAUGCGGGUAGAACGACACAAGAAGAGGAUGCCUAAUGAGGAACAAGUGGCCAUGAGGGACACACUGUGGAGCUAAGGCGGUGGCUUUAUUCACUCUUCAAAUUCCCUGUCUACAAAACGGAGGCAUCUACGAGCCCGAAAGGUCAACACGAGCGGUCUAAGGAGCAACCAGAGCCCGACCCACUGGACGUCUGACUUCCAGAAACUGUUAUGCGCUUUCCUUUGUAAUGCCGAGGACGCUAAGAAGUACACAUAAUUCAAUCCAAAUAGGCACAGGACGUUUUCAAACGCUGGAAGAAAAUCAGGCAGGAGUGCUGAGGAUCACCACAACUCCACAUACACAUAUAUUGCAGUGGUCUGAAGACCGUGUUGAUCACCACAGGGCAAAGGAACCGACAAUCUCCUACUGCAUUCCUGUCCUUGCCCUCCCCGGUUUGUUCGAUGUACUCCGAAAGCCAAAAGGACUCGGCAAUCUGUGAGCACUGCGGAGGGGACGGUUGGACAUUAACGCUGCUACAUCCGAGGAGAGCGCCGCUUUCCCGAGGCUUCUUUCGGGAACCCAACAAGGGCAGAGAGGACUAUGGGACACGGUGUUUCCGUACAAACCGGAGCCGUUCGAGCACACACGACCCUGAGGCCCGAUCACCUUCACGGCCUUCCUGUCACACUGGAAGCUACUAAGCACCGUUAGACCGGGGAUUUCAAAUCCCAGAGCAGAAGGUUACGACUUCGGACGUGAACUGUUUCAAAGUGAUCCACUUAGUCUCAAGUGCACAACUACAAUUGGGGAACCCUGUACAGACACACACGGGACAUCCGGGUACCUUGACUGGCCAGUAAUGCUAAAAGUCUUUAUUUCUUUUAGCAUUGCACAGUUAUAAAUUCUAUUUUGAGAAAGGAGCUGCUCUUGUACGCAAAAUACGACAGCUAACAAAAAAAUUAUGGCAUGCAGACAAAAAGCACAAGGAAAGCACAAGGACUUCUCAGUAACGUGUGGUUUGGAUGGGAAGCAGAGAGCAGGGGCCACAUUUGCACUCUGCUUGUGUGCGUUUUCUGCUGAGCCCCGCCUCUUUAUGUCUAUCUAUCUAAAUGUUGGGGACGGACAGAAGCUCUGAUCACUGGUGUCAUUCUUCUGACAUGUAGGAUUAGAAACCCCCUUCUGGUGAACUUGUUUGUGCUGCCGUGAACACAGAGGUGAUGUAAAUUGUGUCUGUUUCUCCAAUGAGGAUGAUAUUUUUUUUUCUUUUUGUAAAGAAAAAAGGGGAAAAAAAGGAAUAAAAAGGGGGAAAGUCUCCACUGUGUAUCUAUAGUUCCCUAAAAAAUGGAACUAUUUUUUUAUCAAUAAGAUUAUCAUUAUUUCAUUUCUUUCUUUUUUUGCUGACUCAUUCAAGCCCAACACCCAACACUGCCCCUCCUGAUCCUCCUCUUAUGCUUUUCUAUCCCUCUGUCUUUCCCUCCCACCCUGCUUGCAUUUCUCCCCCUUCUUCUCCACCUUCUCCUCUUCUUUCUCUUCCAUCCUCGUUGCUCCCUUCUCUAUCUCAUUAUUAUUUCCCCCUCCUCUCUUCCGUUGUGCAACCCGAAUGUUUUGUAUGUGGUUAUCAAACAAUGCCAGACUCAAAAGCUGUUUAUAAAUAACAUUAAACAGAAAGUGUCCUCAAAUGGC